Messenger RNA from Spirodela intermedia, 1893 nucleotides. Lineage: Eukaryota; Viridiplantae; Streptophyta; Magnoliopsida; Alismatales; Araceae. The record is from the annotation of a GenBank genome assembly.
AUGAAGACGGCGUCAAGGCGGAAACGAAAACUUCACAAGUUGGCAAAGGAUUUGUUCAUUGUGCUCUCGAUUUUUUCAUGUGCGGGGAUGUUGAAUACUUCGCCUGCCUGCGCCAGCCGGGAUCGGUCGGUAGCUUGAGCCGGAGGACGACGGCCCUCCGCCGACAUUUCCACUCCCCCUUCCGAUAAUAUAGAAGGCGAGGAAACCUGGGGGGUUUCACCGAUCUUCGCCGGGGGAAAGGAAUGCCGUCCUCCGGCUGCUCAUAGCCGAAUCAAAAGAGAUUCUAGGCGAAGCAGGUAAGUAUCCUGUCCCUUUCUCCUCGAUCUUCGUCGCGGCGUUCAUUUUUAGCCGACCGUAUUUCAACGAUGCAUAGGAAUAUGAUCAUGAAUUCUGUAAGAUGGCGUAUGGAAUCUGGCCGUCGGCAAUAAACUUAAGAUGACGACCGCUGGCUUUCAUUGUCUAUUAUUUUAUAUAAUAUUCUACCUCAAACAUCACACACAGACGAUCAAACUGGCGACGGAGGCAACCAUCAUCAGAGAGGCUUGCGCCUUCCCAUCAGGGGGACUGGGGAGUGAAUGGCGGAUGGAAGAGGAAGGCGUUGCAGUGAGUUCCGGCUUUGUUUCACAUGGUCAGGCAGCCAGAAGGUUCCUCAUCGCAGAUGAAUUCGAUUUUGCAGCCGCUAUUGCAGGGGCGGCCGUAGUCGGCGGCGGAUGACCCGCAGCCCCUGCCGCAGCCGCAGAAGCAGGGCCGGUGCCCGCCGUCGCGGUGGCACCCGCAGCCGCUUUUGUCUUGCCCGGUAUAGUACGGGCAGCAGCAGCAGACCGGCCACACCGGAGGAUAGGCCACCGGGAUGCAGAAGAACGGCGCCUCCGGAGGGGGCGGUGGCGGUGGUGGUUCUUCCGGAACUGGUGGGGGGCAAGUAGGUGGCGGCGGCGGUUUUUCUGGAGGUGCUGGGGGGCAAGUAGGUGGCGGCGGCGGUUUUUCUGGAGGUGCUGGGGGGCAAGUAGGUGGCGGCGGCGGUUUUUCUGGAGGUGCUGGGGGGCAAGUAGGUGGCGGCGGCGGUUUUUCUGGAGGUGCUGGGGGGCAAGGAGGUGGGUUCGGGGUGGGUUCGAGGUCAGGAGGCUUGUCACAGUUGCAGCUGCAGAGGGCGGGGAUGUCGAUCUCCUUGAUGAUCUUUCUGGCCUUGCGGCGGAGCUUCUUCGCAAGCCUGGGGGGGCAGAAAGGCCCGGUGAGGGUAACCUUGUUGUUCUUCUCGUCCCACACUAUCGACUGGAUCUUCCAUUUCACUGCGUUGAUGAAGGAAGAAGAAGGAAAAUCAUCAGACCCCGAUCGGAAUCAUUCCCAACCGACGGCGGCCGCCGCCUCCAUUCCUCUCUCUCUCUCUCUCUCUCUCUCUCUACCUUCAUAUUUUUUGGUCAAGACCUUCUUGAUCUUCUCGUGGCAGUGGGUGCAAGCCAGAUCCACCGUCAGAAUCACAGAGAAGUUCUGCAGAAGGCGAAAUGAACGCAAGAAGAAGAAGAAGAAGAGAAAAAAUGGCAAGAGAAUCCUUCCGAUCUCCAUGAUACUAGCAAUCUGUUGUAUGUCCGCGUACCUCGUGGCUCAUCGCUGAACCUUCUCCCGUGGGAGGUCCCCGCCGGUCUGAAACUCCCAGAUAGAGAGAGAGAAAAAAAGAGGGGGGGGCUCUGAGAAGCCAGAGAAUUGUUCUGAUCGGCUUCUGACUCCACUGGAUGAAAUCUCAUGCACCCACGAGGUGGGCGGGCAACGUGGGGGAGCGGUGGACGGCGACCUCGCAACCGACGCCCAACUAGUGGCACGUGCCACCUGGGUCUUUCUGGUCUCCUUCGCGCGUGUGGAUACUGCGAAUCGGCCGACUCGCCCGGGAGAGAUGAGUAG